UACAAGCGGAGCUGGCGGCGGCGUUUGGGCCGUACGGCUGCACGAGAGUCACCGUGUCCCGCACCCGCAACGGCGGCACUCAUGGCUGGGCGCGACUCACGCUGGGCUGUACGGACCCCUCGGAGGCGCUGGCAACUGCCGUACGGGAGCUGGACGGAAAACUGCGUCUCGGCGGCGCUCCUCUCAGCGUGUCGCCCUCCUCCGGCCGCCUGGACACCAUCUUCCCGUACCUACCGUACGUCGUACGAUGCGCCCUGCGUGUGGACAGCACCGCCGCCUUCUCCGCCACCGAUCAGGCCACCGCAGACCAGAUGAGCCGGCUGCUGGCGGCGCUGUCGGAGCGAUUGCUGCUACUGCCCAGGCCGACGGGGACUGGGGGCGGCGAGGAGAAGGAGAACAAGGUAGAGAAGGAGGAGGAGGAGGAGGGAAGGGGAGGCGGAGCAGGGCGGCUGCUGCCGCUGACAGUGACGGACGGCACCGCCUGCUGCGGCGGGAACUCGCUGUCUCUGGCUGCCAGGUUUCAGCGGGUGAAUGCGGUGGAGCUGGAUGCAGACAGGGCGGAGGACCUGAGGCACAACGUGGCGCUAGUACGUGCCUGGGCGACCUUCAGCUGCUCGCAACGCCGGCAGCAGCAACAGCGUCAACCGCGGCAGCCCGACCCGUCUAGCUCUGCACGCUUCCCCGACCCACCAGAAGAUGGCACGGGUGGUCGGGACGCCUCCGCCGGCAGCUG
Messenger RNA from Astrephomene gubernaculifera, 733 nucleotides. Lineage: Eukaryota; Viridiplantae; Chlorophyta; Chlorophyceae; Chlamydomonadales; Astrephomenaceae. The record is from the annotation of a GenBank genome assembly.